ACGUUGCCGCUGCAAACCUAAAAAUCCUUCUUCCUCUUCUCGCGCUAUGGAACUUAGCUGCCAAAGGCGUCGACGGAGCCGUCCGCGUUUGAAGGCGGAUGGGAGUUCGGGAGACGUGCGUAUUUAGGUUAAAUUUCUUAACUACCGAAUUGAGAUGGACAGUCCGCCGUGGAAACAGGAGAAUGGGCGCAGCCUAUUUUGCGAUAUUUGUGGCUGCGAAGAUUUCAAAGGCAGCGACGACGGCUUCUUUUACUGCUUGCAAUGCGGCUCUCAGAGUCAGAACGUUGUGGACACGCAGGCCGAUGCCGAUGAUGUCUACGGUGAGGGCGGUGUCGGAGCCGUCUACAACAUGUUCUACCACCGUGCCAAAGGCCGAUCCUCGCUAUCUUCCUCGAAGCCCAAUUUUAAGCUUCCUUCGAAGGAGGAUAUUCUCGGCUCUCGCACCCAAUCCGCUGUGGACUCUUCCAAGGAGGAACCCCUGGCUAGCCACUACGGGUUCGAGGACGGUUUGUCGUCCCCACAGGAUUUUGGCACCCGGGAUUACAAGGAUACGGAGAAGGCAGUCGGCGAGACAAGAUUGAGGUACGUGCAGGGAUUGCAGUUGAUGUUGCAGCUGCAGUGCGAGGCCUUGGUGGACAAGUUUGGGGUCAGUGCUUUGAUUUGCGGCAUGGCAAUAACAAUAUGGUUAAGGUAUGUGGCGGUCUCUAGGGUUUUUGAUGUUGAUUGGGUGGAGAGGGUUAUUAACGAUGCCAGGGUGGCGGCUUCCGCAAGGUCGAGGGAAAAGAACUAUGUGAAAGAGAAACAGGAAACUCGAGAGAAUUUCCGACCUAGUUUCGAACUGAAAGUCAUAUACGCUUCUCUCGCUUCCUUGAGAAGGAUGAUACCUAUAUAUUCUACAUUGGCCAUUUCUUUUCUAUCCUGUCAUCUUGCACGAGAGGCAGUACUACCUACAGAUAUAUAUAAAUGGGUAUUAGAGGCAAAACUUCCAUACCUCUCUGCAUUUAUUGAGCUGGAAAAGCACCUUGGACCUUUUAAAUUUUGCCCAUUUAGUUCAAGACAGUUGUUCAGGCCCACUGGAGUUAUCAGUGCGUCGUUAUUAGAAGCGACUGGUGCCUCUAUUGCUCAAAGUAUUGGCCUUAGAACCCCUUCAGUGAACUUUUAUGCUAUUGCUCAGCGUUAUCUCAAAUCACUUUCUUUGCCUGUGGCUAAGAUCCUUCCUCAGGCAUGUCGUCUGUAUGAAUGGUCUCUUCCAUCUGAGUUAUGGUUGUCUAGUUGUAAUUAUGCACUUCCUACUCGGGCUUAUGUGAUGGCAAUAUUAAUUGUUGCCAUAAGGAUUUUGUACAAUAUUCACGGCCAAGGAAUAUGGGAGAGAAGUCAAAUUGACAUGAGUAAUUCUACUUCAUUUGGGCACAAACACCACGGUGCUGCACAGGAGAAUGAUGCCACAGAGCUAUCCGCUCCAAAGGACUUUCCGUGCAGUCAGAAUUCUGAGUUCUGUACGAAGGAGUUGCUCCAAAUUCUUGAUACUGCGUAUCAUAGAAUAAGUACUACACAUGAGUAUUCAAAGGACUUGCGCUCUUAUCUCAAAUAUUGUCGAGAUGUUAUUUUUGCUGGUUUGACUCCAUCAUAUGAGGAAGGGAAGUUAAUUGAAAGACUAUGGGAUUUAUAUGAUAAGGAAGAGAUUGAAGAUGAGCAUAUUGAUGAAGAGACCGAAUUUUUCGAGCUGAAAGGAAAAAGGCCUAGGAUUGGAGAACCUACAAAUCUAUCCAAGGAUUUCAAGGAAGGAAAGGAUGGAGAACAAGCUAGCAAAUGCAAAAAAAUAUGCACUUCGCCGAGUAGUUCGAGGGCUGCCAAAAACACUUCCAGAGAACAUAUGAAGUUCGACAUGGAAGACAAUGGCUUUCAGUACCUUCCACCAAGGGGGUUGAAAAAGGCAGAUGGUUAUCUUCACUAUAGCAGACAGAGAAUAGAUGGGAAUCUCAUUUUUGUUGCUCAUGCUGAUUAUUACAUAUUGCUUAGAGCCUGUGCAAAGCUUGCCCAAGUUGAUCCUCGUAUUCUGCAUGUUGGGGUACUUAAAUUUGAGAAGAAGCUUGAAUGGAUUGAGCAAAGAAUUGAUCAAAGCUUGAUUUUGUUGCGUUCACUGUUCUCUCCAAGCUGAUUCCCAGUUGAGCUCCAGCUUGAGUUGAAACAAAUUGGUAUCUUUCUCAUUUUAUUUAUCCCACUUGUUAUUGGCUCAUUAAGUUUUUUUGCAAAAAAUUACAUGGUUAUUAGAUUAUAUCAAUCUCACUAAUUUUUAUCAAAUAUGGAUGCAAUGAAUGAAAUAUUAAAGUUUAUAGGAUGAUAUGGGUAUUAAGAAUGAAAUAUAUGAGUGAUAUAUUUGAUA
Messenger RNA from Dendrobium catenatum, 2383 nucleotides. Its product is annotated as TATA box-binding protein-associated factor RNA polymerase I subunit B. Gene Ontology annotation, cellular component: RNA polymerase I core factor complex; RNA polymerase transcription factor SL1 complex. Gene Ontology annotation, molecular function: RNA polymerase I core promoter sequence-specific DNA binding. Gene Ontology annotation, biological process: RNA polymerase I preinitiation complex assembly; nucleolar large rRNA transcription by RNA polymerase I. Lineage: Eukaryota; Viridiplantae; Streptophyta; Magnoliopsida; Asparagales; Orchidaceae. The record is from RefSeq and is a predicted model, not a curated record. The coding region runs from base 155 to 2158 and encodes 667 amino acids. The transcript has 4 exons.